CAGUCGCGAGCUCAGUCACAGCAGAGAUACGAUAACGACUUGUCGCAAAGUUUCCAACGCGCGCAUAAAAACAAAUACAAAGUUUUGCAUAUUCAGUGCCGCUGAAAUUAACUGAUUAUUAUAUUAAUUUUUCAUAAUUAGUUUAGAGUUUGAAAGUAAGAGUUUUGAAAAUUUUUGAUACUAGACACAAACACUCGAAGUUUAUCCCGCAAGAGCACCGUAAAAUCGGACAAUAUGCAACGAUUCGGAAAGCAAUCACUCCAGCUCUACGUUCUACUCAUUGGGCUCGUUUGUUUGAGUUUAACUGAUCCUGCAAGCGCUCUCAGUCAGGUGGUCACCGAUACUUUUAGCCAAACUAUAGCCGGUGAUGUCGUUGUUUAUCUGAAUGCCACGUACUGGCGUUGCGAUCUCGUCUUAUGUCCCGCCGGCACAGAUCAAUGCGUAGUGACGAAGUCUCGGUCGCCUACAGAACCAAGAGAUCUAAUACGAAGAAAUAUCUGUGUGUCCGCCAACAAACAGCGGCUUGUCGAUGAGUCGGUUACUGAGCCAAUAAAACCCAAUGAAGACAUCAAUUUCAGACUUAUUGUGAGUAGCAGCGGUUCGUCUGUACUGCAGGACUCCUCCUACUCCAACACCUAUACGAGUACGUCUUACUCGACUUCAUCUGUUAAUACAGAUGCUGUCUCAAAAGCUGCUGAAAAGGCUGCUGCGGACGCUGUGGCCAAUGCUGCUGCGAAUACGGCCCAUAUUAAUCGUCAAAUUGCCAGAACUCUGCAGCAGACUGGUGAAGCAGUGAGAAGAAGCCUUGAAACAGCUCAUCAAGACUUAGUGGAAGCAUUCCGUAGCGCUGGUCUUUGGGGGAAAUGAGGAAACAUUUCGGAUGGCAGUGAACUUGGCCUGACAGGACGCUCUUUUUAUUAAAGCAAAAGCAAUACCCGAGAAUAAAUGCUGUGAAAUAAUAAUACAUUAUAUAUGAAUGUACUUAUACUUGUAUAUAACCGUUAUGUGUAUAAUAAAAAAAACUGUAAAAAGA
Messenger RNA from Bactrocera dorsalis (oriental fruit fly), 1033 nucleotides. RefSeq lists its product as hypothetical. The transcript is spliced from 3 exons. The record is from RefSeq and is a predicted model, not a curated record. The coding region runs from base 235 to 867 and encodes 210 amino acids. Lineage: Eukaryota; Metazoa; Arthropoda; Insecta; Diptera; Tephritidae.